Sorghum bicolor (sorghum) is the source of this 646-nucleotide messenger RNA. RefSeq names its product Bowman-Birk type trypsin inhibitor. Lineage: Eukaryota; Viridiplantae; Streptophyta; Magnoliopsida; Poales; Poaceae. Gene Ontology annotation, molecular function: serine-type endopeptidase inhibitor activity. The coding region runs from base 119 to 433 and encodes 104 amino acids. Gene Ontology annotation, cellular component: extracellular region. The record is from RefSeq and is a predicted model, not a curated record. The transcript has 2 exons.
CCAGCCUCGACCAUACACAUCAUAUAGCCGCGAGAAUAUACAUACACGUAGCAAAGAAAUCCAAGCAAAAAACUUGGCAUAAAUUCAGGCCUGUUCUUGCCGGGACACAGUAACAAAGAUGAGGCCUCAGCUGAUACUCGUCGUCACUCUGGCUCUUCUCGGCGUCCUCGCUGCUCUGCCGCUCGGCAAAGGCUCGUCGUGGCCGUGCUGCGACAACUGCGGUUUUUGUGACAGGCAGCUGCCGCCGGACUGCCAGUGCGAUGACGUCUCGGUGGACGGGUGCCACCCGGAGUGCAAGAACUGCGUCAUGGUCGGCUCUGGCCCCGUCGUCACCUACCGCUGCGAUGAUGUUCUCACAAACUUCUGCGAGCAGCGCUGCACGCCGGCGCCGGCGCCAGCGCCAGAGGCGGCAUUCCUGGGUAGGGGCUUCUGAUUGCAUGCAUGCAUGCGACAAGUCGAGUUUUGCUUCUCUCGAGCUUCGUCUGAGAGAAGAAGAAAUAAAAUAAAUUAAUGUAAGAAAUAAAAUAAAUAUCGCUGCUCUACUCGAUGCUUGCUUAUGCUCUUGUACGUUGUCGUCAGUGUAUUAGUACUGUUUCUGGAAUAAAGAGCCAUGCAUGAUGCACGCUAUGCUCAAAGCACUGUGUUA